AUGCUCCAGCCAUCCAGCGCCGAUCUUACGAACCAACUCCUUGCUACGAACAACCAGAUACUCGCUCAAAACAAUCAAAUCUUCGUCCAAGGAUUCUCCGCCGCCCUCAUCGGAUCCCCGUUUUCCCCUCCUCAGCUGAUAACCCCCAAUGAUCUGCCGCCGUUCCAGCCCUCGACUGCUGCACGGUGGAUCAACACUCUGCUCUUCACCAGUCUCGUCCUCAGUCUUGCUGCGGCUCUACUCGGCAUCCUGGUCAAGCAGUGGGUGCGCGAGUACAUGCAAUGGAAUUCGCCUCUUGCGACCCCGCAGGAGAACGUCAUGGUGCGGCAGUUCCGGUUCGAGGCGUGGGAGGCUUGGAACGUCUCGGCGGUCGUUUCAACAGUGCCAGCGCUGCUCGAGGUCGCGAUGAUCCUCUUCCUUGUCGGCAUGAUCAUCCUUCUCUGGACGCUAGAUGACGUUGUUGCGAUCUGUUUGACAGCCUUCACGGCGAUGUUCCUUCUCGUGGUCGCCGUGUUCACUGUCCUGCCCGUGUUCUCUCGCCGAUGCCCGUACAAGUUACCGACGGCGUGGGCGGUCAUGGCGGCUUAUAGAGUCACGUCCCAUUCGAUGCCAUUCUGGUUAAAACGGAUCAGAGAGACCCUAAUAGGUCGUCGAUGGCGCAGGUUUAUUCAGGGUAAGUUAUACUAG
Messenger RNA from Phanerochaete carnosa HHB-10118-sp, 687 nucleotides. RefSeq lists its product as uncharacterized. The coding region runs from base 1 to 687 and encodes 228 amino acids. Lineage: Eukaryota; Fungi; Basidiomycota; Agaricomycetes; Polyporales; Phanerochaetaceae. The transcript has a single exon. The record is from RefSeq and is a predicted model, not a curated record.